UCAUCUUUGCGGAUGCAAUUGCAGAACAGGAAACAGACUCAGGGAAAAUUUUUAGCCCCCCCAAAAUCUCAUUGGCUAUCUACGCAAGCUAAGGCACAACAAUCACUCCUGCAACACACCGGAUCCCUUUCAGUACUCGCAGCCGUGGACAGCUCUCUCACCUCGCGCUCGGUUCCUCCGCAGUGAGCCUCCUCGCGUUCAGCCUGCACGGGUCGGUGCGGCACCCGCCACCAAGUCUUCGCCAGCGCGCAGGGAACACGCGCUCCCUCCCUCCUCCCUCUCGGUGCCCCCGCCCCUCGCUCACCCCGGCUCACUCCAGCGGCGACUUUGAGGGAUUCCCUCUCGGGCGGCCUCUGCAGCAGCACAUCUGGCCUCAUUCUCUGCACCGCGAGCAUGGAUCUCAGAGGAAGAGCCUUUCCCAGCGUCUACAGACUUCGAGUUCUCCUGAUGCUGUUCCAUACAAUGGCUCGAAUCACAGCAGAACAAGAAGUGGAAAAUCUCUCAGGCCUUUCCACUAACCCUGAAAAAGAUAUAUUUGUGGUGCGGGAAAAUGGGACGACGUGUCUCAUGGCCGAGUUCGCAGCCAAAUUUAUUGUCCCUUAUGAUGUGUGGGCCAGCAAUUAUGUCGAUCUGAUCACGGAACAGGCCGAUAUCUCACUGACCCGGGGAGCGGAGGUGAAGGGCCGCUGUGGCCACAACGAAUCCGAGCUGCAGGUGUUCUGGGUGGAUCGCGCCUAUGCACUCAAAAUGCUGUUUGUGAAGGAAAGUCACAACGCAUCCAAGGGACCCGAGGCGACGUGGAGAUUGAGCAAGGUCCAGUUUGUCUACGACUCUUCGGAGAAGACCCAUUUUAAAGACGCAGUCAGUGCUGGGAAGCACACGGCCAACUCCCAUCGCCUCUCUGCCUUGGUCACCCCAGCUGGGAAGUCCUAUGAGUGUCAAGCUCAGCAAUCCAUUUCACUAGCCUCCAGUGAUCCACAGAAGACAGUCACCAUGAUUCUGUCCGCAGUCCACAUCCAGCCUUUCGACAUCAUCUCUGAUUUUGUCUUCAGUGAAGAGCAUAAGUGCCCGGUGGAUGAGCGAGAACAGUUGGAGGAAACCUUGCCCCUGAUUUUGGGACUCAUCUUAGGCCUCGUCAUUGUGGUAACACUGGCAAUUUACCACAUCCACCACAAAAUGACGGCCAACCAGGUGCAGAUCCCUAGGGAUCGAUCCCAAUAUAAGCACAUGGGCUAGGGGCCAUUAGGCAGGCAGUCCCGGAGACCCCCUCCCCCAGCUGGAUCAGGUAAAGAAACAAAGCACUUUUCCACCUUGUACAUGGGAUACACCAACAUAGCUACAAUGCAACAGGCCUGGGUGUCCAAGGCUUGCUUGGCCUGCAUCCAUGCUUAAACCCAGGGAUGGUGGGAGGGAUUCUUUUGGAUUCAUGGGAUGAAUGGCAGAUCUUCUCUCCACACUGGGGAAUGAGGAGGGAGGGGUCAGCCAGCUUUCACGCUCAUGGUGGCUUGGCUUUCUGUCUCCAAGAAGCAACACAUACAACUCAGAGGAGUAUCUUGCUCUGAAGUUUAAUGAUGAAAAGACACUUCUUUUGGAAAGACACCCCUUUAGGUUCAGAGAAAUAGGGGGUGCUUUGCUCCCUUGGCCUACCUUAUACAGCACACAAAAUACAGCCUCAUGCUCCCUACGGCAAGAUCCCUGAAAGUGAUCCAUGCUUCUGGCUGGCAUUCUGCAUGUCUAGUGAUUGUCUUGGGAAUGUUUCACUGCUACCUGCACCCAGUGACUUUGCAGCACAGACCCCAUUUAAUGUAACUAUGCAAAGUUGUUUGGGCUCUAGUAUGUCAGGUCCAAGUAAGGGGACCUGAAGAAUCAAUCGUGUGAGUUUGUUUUUCAAAAUGAAUUAAAACACACUACUGUCUAA
Messenger RNA from Mustela lutreola (European mink), 1918 nucleotides. RefSeq names its product lysosomal associated membrane protein family member 5 (gene LAMP5). Lineage: Eukaryota; Metazoa; Chordata; Mammalia; Carnivora; Mustelidae. Gene Ontology annotation, cellular component: membrane. The record is from RefSeq and is a predicted model, not a curated record. Bases 394 to 1236 code for a protein of 280 amino acids. The transcript is spliced from 6 exons.